This is a messenger RNA of Dryobates pubescens (Downy woodpecker), 6185 nucleotides long. It is a transcript of the gene TRPM2, whose product is annotated as transient receptor potential cation channel subfamily M member 2. The transcript is spliced from 32 exons. Gene Ontology annotation, cellular component: membrane. Lineage: Eukaryota; Metazoa; Chordata; Aves; Piciformes; Picidae. Bases 320 to 4969 code for a protein of 1549 amino acids. The record is from RefSeq and is a predicted model, not a curated record. Gene Ontology annotation, biological process: calcium ion transmembrane transport. Gene Ontology annotation, molecular function: ligand-gated calcium channel activity.
CGCUGGAGCCGGUGGGGGCUGCCUCGGCGCUGCGGCUUCCGCAGCCGGGUUUGCUGGGAGGCUGCCAGCCACCUGCCAUCUCCUCCUCUGCAGGCAGCCUGCGGGCAGCUCUGCCCUCUCCUCGCCUCCCUGUCUGUGUCUGCGGUGACAAAAUGACCCGCCGGAGGUAGAGGGACGCGAGGUAGGGUCCCCACGCAGCGCUGGAGCGGAGGCGAUGGGGAUGCGGCCGCCGCACGCUGCGGGAAAGGAUGGAGGUGUUCAGGGCCUCCCAGCCUAGAAACGGGAGAGAGGAGGCCAAACAGGGCAAGACAGAGCAGCCAUGGCUGUGCGCGGCCGACGCACCAAGGUGCUCCCCUCCGAACUGAACAAGGUGUGUCCUGAGAGAGGUGACGACCCUCCCACACACUCCAGGACAAUGAGUGACUUCGAGGUGGUCCCCAACCUCCAUCAGAGCAGCAGCAGUGUCUCAAAGAGCCGUCGGAAGGCGCAUUUCCCCAGCGGCAGCAAUGAAAAGGAAAAUCUCAUCUCAUGGAUUCCUGAAAACAUCCGGAAGAAAGAGUGUACCUACUUUGUGGAAAGCUCCCAGACAUCAGAUGCUGGGAGGGUUGUGUGCCAGUGCGGCUAUCUCAGGGAACAGCACCUGGAAGAUGCUGCCAAACCUCCCAUCUUCCUGGGGAAGGAAUGGGAUGCCAGCAGGCACAUCCAGGAAAUGCCAACAGAUGCCUUCGGUGAUAUCCGCUUCACAGGCCUAGGACAGAGGCUGGGGAAGUAUGUGCGUGUCUCCUCGGACACUCCUCCACGGGUGAUCUUCCACCUCAUGACGCAGCACUGGGGCCUUGAUCCACCCAACCUGCUCAUCUCGGUCACAGGGGGAGCCAAAAACUUCAUCAUGAAGCCAAGGCUGAAGAAUAUCUUCCGACAAGGGCUAGUCAAAGUGGCCCAGACCACUGGGGCCUGGAUCAUCACGGGGGGGUCCCACGCCGGUGUGAUGAAACAGGUGGGAGAGGCAGUGCGAGACUUCCUGCUGAGCUGCGGCCACAAGGACAGCGAGAUCGUCACCAUUGGCAUAGCCACCUGGGGGACCGUGUACAACAGGGAGAGCCUCAUCUGCCCCAUGGGUGGCUUUCCAGCUGAGUACGUACUGGAUGAGGAGAACCAAGGCAGCCUGUCAUGCCUGGACAGCAACCACUCCCACUUCAUCCUGGUGGACGAUGGGACCCAUGGGAGGUAUGGGGUGGAAAUCCCCCUGAGAACCAGGCUGGAGAAGUUCAUUUCAGAGCAGACCAAGGUGAAAGGAGGUGUUGCCAUCAAGAUCCCCAUCGUGUGCGUGGUCCUGGAAGGAGGCCCUGGGACACUCGAUACCAUCUAUAAUGCCAUCACCAAUGGGACCCCCUGUGUCAUUGUGGAAGGGUCUGGGCGUGUGGCUGAUGUCAUUGCACAGGUGGCUAGCCUGCCUGUGCCCAAGAUAACCAUUGCCUUGAUCCAGAAGAAGCUGAGUGUGUACUUCCAUGACACCUACGAGCACUUCACUGAGGGCAAACUGGUGGAGUGGACCAAGAAGAUCCAGGACAUAGUGAGGCACCGGCAGCUCCUGACCAUUUUCAGAGAGGGCAAAUAUGGCCAGCAGGACGUGGAUGUGGCCAUCCUUCAGGCCCUGCUCAAAGCAUCCCAAAACCAGGACCACUUUGGUCAUGAGAACUGGGACCACCAGCUGAAGUUAGCUGUGGCCUGGAACAGAGUGGACAUAGCUCGGAGUGAGAUCUUCACAGAUGACUAUGAGUGGAAGCCCACAGAUCUCCACCCUGUGAUGGCAGCUGCCCUGAUCUCCAACAAGCCAGAGUUUGUGAAGCUGUUCCUGGAGCAGGGAGUGCGUCUCAAGGAGUUUGUCACCUGGGACACCCUGGUUUACCUCUACGACAACCUGGCACCAUCCUGCCUGUUCUACAGCAAGCUUCAGAAGGUGCUGCUGGAGGAGAGAGAGCACACAGGCGGCUCCAAGAUGCCAAGGAUCCAACUGCACCAUGUCUCCCAGGUGCUGCGGGAGCUCCUGGGCAGCUCCACACAGCAUCUCUACCCCAAGCCCAAGCACACAGAACGGCCUCGGCUCUCCAUCCCUGUCCCACACAUCAAGCUGAAUGUUCAAGGGUCAAGCCUCCGGUCCCUCUACAAGCGCUCUGCCGGCCGAGUUGCCUUCACCAUGGACCCGGUCCGCGACCUGCUGAUCUGGGCUGUGGUCCAGAACCGCGAGGAGCUGGCCGAAAUCAUCUGGGCCCAGAGCCAGGACUCCAUGGCAGCUGCGCUGGCCUGCAGCAAAAUCCUGAAGGAGCUGGCCAAGGAGGAGGAGGACACUGACACCACUGAUGCCAUGCUGGCCCUGGCCGAGCAGUACGAGCAGAAGGCAAUCGGUGUGUUCACAGACUGUUACCGCAAGGAUGAAGAGAGAGCCCAGAAGCUUCUCACCCGUGUCUCUGAGGCCUGGGGGAAGACCACCUGUCUGCAGUUGGCUUUGGAGGCCAAGAACAUGAAUUUUGUGUCCCAUGGGGGUGUCCAGGCCUUUCUGACCAAAGUGUGGUGGGGGAAGAUGUGUGUGGACAACGGGCUCCUGCGGGUGAUUGCAUGCGUGCUGCUCUUCCCGCUUCUCUUCACCAGCCUCAUCACCUUCAGGUACUUCCUGCGGCUGGGGCGGGCACUGAGGCAGGGAUUUCCUCACCCUGCCUCUGGCUGGGAGAACCUGCCACGGCAUUUCCCUGGGCAGCUGAGCUCUGCUUCCACCCCUGCUGCCCACAGGGAGAAGAGGCUGCAGCACAUGGGCUGCCUGACACGCCUUCGAGCCUUCUUCACGGCGCCUGUGGUCAUCUUCCUCAUGAACAUCCUCUCCUACUUCACCUUCCUCCUGCUCUUUGCCUAUGUCCUGAUGGUUGACUUCCAGUCGUUGCCAUCUUGGCGAGAGUACCUCAUCUACUUCUGGCUCUUCUCCCUGGUGUGUGAGGAGAUCCGCCAGCUGUUGUACGAUCCUGAUGGGCUUGGGGUUGUGAAAAUGGCUUCCCUGUACUUCAAGGACUUCUGGAAUAAGCUGGAUGUCUGUGCCAUCCUUGUCUUUAUCGCAGGGCUGACGUGCAGGCUGAUUCCAUCGACGCUGUACCCCGGGCGCAUCAUCCUGUCACUGGCGUUUACCAUCUUCUGCCUGCGCCUGAUGCACAUCUUCACGGUCAGCAGGACGCUGGGGCCCAAGAUCAUCAUUGUGAAGCGCAUGUUAAAGGAUGUCUUCUUCUUCCUCUUCCUGCUAGCAGUGUGGGUGGUGUCCUUUGGGGUUGCCAAGCAGGCCAUCCUAAUCCACAAUGAGGAACGUGUGGAGUGGCUUUUCCGUGGUGUGGUCUACCACUCCUACCUGACCAUCUUUGGGCAGAUUCCCUCCUACAUUGAUGGGGUGAAUUUCAACAUCGACCAGUGCAGCCCCAAUGGGACUGACCCCUACAAGCCCAAGUGCCCAGAGACAAACGAGGACAACAAGAAACCCAUCUUCCCAGAGUGGCUGACAGUCAUCUUACUGUGCCUGUACCUGCUUUUCACCAACAUUCUUCUCCUCAACCUUCUCAUUGCCAUGUUCAACUACACCUUCCAGCAGGUGCAGGAGCACACGGACCAGAUCUGGAAGUUCCAGCGUCACGACCUGAUCGAGGAGUACCACGGCCGCCCGCCCGCCCCUCCCCCCCUCAUCCUCAUCAACCACCUGCAGCUUCUGCUCCGCCGAGGCUUGCUCCGCAGGCCCCCCACACACCACAAGCAGCUCAAAGAGAAGCUGGAGAAGAACGAAGAAGCUGCCCUCCUCUCUUGGGAGAUGUACCUGAAGGAGAACUACCUGCAGCACCAGCAGUGUCAGGAGAAGCGGAACACAGAGAAGAAGAUCCAAGACAUCGCACAGAGAGUUGAUGUACUGGCAGAGCUGCUGGACUUGGACCGGGUGAAGAGGACAGGGCUGGUGGAGCAGAGACUGGCCUCUCUGGAAGACCAGGUCCACCAGAAUGCCCAGGCCCUGAGGUGGAUAAUGCUGGCACUGCAGGGCAAUGGCUUCAGCUCAGGAGAAGACAUGCCACUUGUGGGCUCCAGCAAAGCCUUGGAGAUGAAGGAGCUUGAUCUGGAGGAGAAACUCGAGGAGACCCAGCCCUCAUACCACGUGCUUGCCCGAAACCUCCUGUACCCAGGGUCUCACACCCUCCGCUUCCCUGUGCCGGAUGAGAAGGUGCCCUGGGAGGUGGACUUCCCACUCUACGCCCCCCCCACCUACUCGGCCGACCACAAGGACAUGGCUGUGCAGGACCCCUUCAGUCCCUCCUUGGAGUCUCUCCUGAAGAUCAACUACAACAGCAUGGACGGGCUGAUAGACCGCCAGAGCUUCCACGGCCUCUACGCGGUGCAGGACGGGCUGCCGCUGAACCCCAUGGGCAGGACAGGGCUGCGAGGCCGUGGGAGGCUGCACUGCUUUGGUCCCAACCAUGCCCUGCACCCCAUUGUGACCCGCUGGAGGAGGAACUUGGAUGGGUCCAUCAUAAGGAAGAGCCUGAAGAAGAUGUUGGAAGUCUUAGUGGCCCAGUACCCACUGUCAGAUGUCUGGGCUCUGCCUGGGGGGUCACUGGAGCCGGGUGAGACGCUGCCACUGAAGCUCAAGUGGAUCCUGCGCCGGGAGUUCUGGCCCCAGUUCCAGAACUUGCUGAAACAAGGCACCGAGGUACACAAGGGGUACCUCGACGACCCCCGCAACACGGACAACGCCUGGGUGGAGACGGUGGCCGUGAGCGUGCACUUCGAGAGCCAGAACGACGUGGAGAUGAAGCGGCUGAACUCGUUCCUUCAGGGCUGCGACCCAGAGCUGUGCAUCCGCUGGCAGGUGCUGGACAAGAGGAUCCCCCUGCACACCAACCACAAGGAGCUCCUGCACAAGGUCUCAACCCUUCUUGGCGCCUACUACUAAGUCCUCAAGCACAGGCCAGGGCUCCUGCUGCCCUGGACCGAGUUCUGCUUGGGACCUGCAUCUCUACUCCAGCUCACCUGUGAGACUAGGGGCAGCUAUUGGAGAGUAGGUACUUUGGUUGUCUCCACGGAUGUACAUCGCAGAUCUCUAGGUGGAAAACUGUCCCCAUCCUAACCAGCUAGGGACAGGGGCUGCUUGGGCAGUUGCCUGCACAGCAUCCCGGUCCCCUGAGACACCAAACUCAGUCCCAGCUUGUCUCUUGGUGCUGCCACAUCAGCCUCGGCACCAGCCCAGAGCUUGGGCCAAGCAGAGCCACAGGGCUGCUCCUGCAAGGUGUUCUUUCUUUCAGCUCCUACCUGCUCUUUGCUUUGGUGUGGGCACUGGGGACUUGCCAGACCCAGCUCUCCCUCCACCCAGAAUAGCCAUCAGGCAUCUCUGCUCUCUGUUCCUGCUCUGAACCCUGGCAGCCCCACAGCCACAGCUCCUGGAGGACUGCUCUGGAGAAGGCUUGGAGUCUUUUGCACCUAAAGGCUCUGCAGGUUGCUCCUGUUGCAACUGUCCCUAUAUCUGUGGUUGCCUCAGACCCAACAACAACUGGUCCUGAGCUGUGACCCAGCACUUCGAAGGUGUGAACAGCUCUUAACUUAUAUACCUACGGUUUCAUAGCUCUGCAAAUGUCUUCCCCUCAUGUCCUGUGCUGCUACCUGCUCCUGUGUGUGUGUGCUGAGCACAGCUAGUAGCUGAACUCUGUCUGAGCCAAGGCACCAGCUAAAUGUCACCUGCCUGCUCCCAUUCCAUCUGCAAAAUGGACACCCAGGGGCAGCUUGCUGGGAUGCAGGGGUGGUUCUUUGGGUGGGUAGGAAGAGGAGAGAGGACAUCAGUGAGUCCAUCUCAGAUGUGUCUGCUCUUAAGGGGUCCUUCACUCACCUUUUCUGUGCCUGAUGGGAGAAGAACAAGGCACAGUGAGUGCAGACAUUUCUUGAUAGCCUAAGUACAGCCCCACAGCGGCACAUUAUGCCUGGGACCAUGCAGGGAGAGAGGUCUCCAUGCCUCCACCCUCUCCCAGUGGAUCAGACCUUGGCAAGCCAGGGCUGUUCCUCUCAGCCAGGGGACCACAGCACAGCUGCACGUUCACCAGUGAGGCACUGGGGCCUGGCAAGGAGCAGGGUGGGUCAGACUGGCAAUUUAGUCAAGCUAAUUGAAUAAACCAUGUAUG